ACAUUUCCAACUGGACUGAGUAAGAAGGAGAGGAACAAUGGCAAACGGUGUGUUCUGGGCCAUUGCUGUAGCCCUGAUUCUUGGGGCUGAAGCCGACAUGCCACUUGAUUAUCGAUGUGGUGUACAGCCAAAGUCAAGAGACAAUUGUGGUCCCCCUGGCAUAAGCCCAGAUGAAUGUGUAAUGAAAGGUUGCUGCUUUGAUGACAGCGAUCCAGACAGUAUUUGGUGUUACACUCCAUGGAAAUUGGAAGGCACCGUAUGCAACGCAGCGGAACCAAAGGCCAGAGUAAACUGUGGCUACCCUGGAAUUAGUUCACAGGACUGUGACAGCAAAGGCUGUUGCUUCAAUGACGCCAUUCCCAAUGUUGUGUGGUGUUAUCAGCCUAUCAUAGAAGCAGUGGAACGUGACUGUUCUGCAGUGGAUCCCAAGAAAAGAGUGAACUGUGGACCACCAGGAGUGACCCCAGAUGAAUGUACUAACAAUGGCUGCUGCUUCAGUUCUGAAGUGGAUGGUGUGCCAUGGUGCUUUAAUCCAGAAAUCAAGAAAGAGCUUCUGCAAUGUGCUGUUCUACCAAAAGCAAGGGUAAACUGUGGCUAUCCUGACAUUACAAUGGACCAAUGCAGCAAGAAAGGAUGCUGCUAUGAUUCCAGCGAGCCCGACACAGUCUGGUGCUUCUAUCCAGAUAUUCAGGAUGUUACUAUCAUUGAAUAAGCAUAUCAUCCACAACUUAUCAUGACGGCUCAGUAGUAGAAACUCUCUGCCUCAGCUGAUUAAUGCCACAACUUCCAAUCACCACAGUGCCAGUCUGUUUAAGUCCAGAGUUUUCAUAAACAACUGUGCCUAUCAAACACAAUAAAUAUUACUUAGAAAACUGC
Molecule: messenger RNA, 876 nt
Organism: Xenopus laevis (African clawed frog)
Lineage: Eukaryota; Metazoa; Chordata; Amphibia; Anura; Pipidae
Gene: tff3.8.L
Product: trefoil factor 3 gene 8 L homeolog
Biological process (GO): maintenance of gastrointestinal epithelium
Cellular component (GO): extracellular region
Source: RefSeq, marked provisional